CGCCCCGUUUUGAGGCAUUGAAACGAGGCAGUUGCGUAAUUUGUCUUCUUGUCAAACGCGUAAAGCGCUUGACAUCUCUGGCUGGCUGUUGUGUCGUUCUCAUUUGCGGCAUAUUGAAUGACGUGAUCUCCAGUUUAUUUCAGCUGAGGACAUGCGGUUAUGGGCAACGCUUUGUUGAGCAGGAUCCACGGCUAGAAUAAAACACCUCUAAGAACUGAACGAGGCAUUGAGAGAGGACGAUAACAGUGGAUUUAAUGACACUCCAUCAAAGCAUCACAUUCUGAUCAAAAGAAACAUGGAUGGAUGGAUGCCGCCUCAGUUUCACACGUUGUCAGACCAUAAGAAGUUUUGUCAAGACAGUUCCCUCACGAUGGACCAAGGCACGCCAUACAGCAUAAACAUGAAUGUUUUUUUACCGGACGUCACCUACCUACGGACCGGCAUGUGUAGACCCGUGAGGUCCGCGGCGCCUCAGAUAAAGACAGAACCUCUGCAUUCGUCUUUCAACUACUCCAGUUGCCACGGCUCGGUUGCACCCGCCGUUACGCAUCCAGAGUACACAAACCUCUACAGCCCAGCUACGGAAAUGGGUAGCAAUGUUUACGUCAAGCAUGAGACGCCGUCCCACGAAUUCCCAGAUGUUCCACUUUUUCAGCUGUUGAAUUCGGAGCUCGAGCCCAAUGGUGUCCACCCUUGCACAGAUUCCCACAAUGCCACAUGCCCUCCGAUGCCAACAUAUAACGGCAUUCACACACACCCCGGCCAGAUUGCAGAACGGCCACAUUGUAAUAUGAGCAACAGUGGAUAUUCACUACCUACCCAGUUUGGUCAGUAUCUUCAGAAGAGGGCGGCCUAUCUACCACCCUCCCCUCCAAACUCAGAACCGGGCAGCCCGGACAGGAGGAAAGAACUCAUACAGAACUUAUCUCCACCUCCGUCAUAUGCUGCCAGCAUGGCGUCUAAAAUGGCAGGUCUUACCCCUGGACCAGCACUUUCUGGCCAAACACAAGCAGUACCUGCCCAAUACAACCGCAGAAACAAUCCCGAUCUAGAAAAAAGGAGAAUACAUCACUGUGAUGUACCAGGAUGUAAGAAGGUCUACACCAAGUCCUCACAUUUGAAGGCCCAUUUACGUACUCACACAGGCGAAAAGCCAUACAAGUGCUCAUGGGAGGGGUGCGACUGGCGAUUCGCCCGCUCUGACGAGCUAACGCGCCACUUCAGGAAGCACACAGGGGCCAAACCUUUCCAGUGCGCUGUAUGUAGCCGUUGCUUCUCCCGAUCGGACCACCUGGCCCUCCACAUGAAAAGACACCAGAACUAGAACCGCCGGCUCUCGUUGUUCUGACGGUGCUGCAGGAGGGCUAUCAGGACCUCUGUUGAUGAUGCUAAUUAGGAUUUGGGUGUGUUGGUUAAUCUUGGGUUUUGGCAGUUCAUCAGGUACAAUGGGACCAAACCCUGCUGUCAGUGCGGCUCCUGUGGUCAUAAAACCAGCUAAUUGAUGAGAACUUGUCUCAUUUGCCAGAUGGGACAUUCUUUUGACAUGUUUGUUUGUCUGUUUGUUUAUUUGUUUGUCUGCAUACAUUGAGGUCAUCAUCUAUGACAUGAACUACUUUUAAUGUGCCUUUUUUACCUUGUAGAAUGGAGGUGCCAUGUAAAAUGUACAACGUUCAAGAACUUGUGGGCAGUUUUAAUCUUCUCUAAAGUAAUAUUCCAGAUUGAAUACAAAUUAAGAUUAAUUGACUUCA
Messenger RNA from Carassius auratus (goldfish), 1748 nucleotides. RefSeq names its product Krueppel-like factor 5. Gene Ontology annotation, molecular function: DNA-binding transcription factor activity, RNA polymerase II-specific; RNA polymerase II cis-regulatory region sequence-specific DNA binding. Gene Ontology annotation, biological process: regulation of transcription by RNA polymerase II. The transcript is spliced from 4 exons. The record is from RefSeq and is a predicted model, not a curated record. NCBI's taxonomy places the organism in Eukaryota, Metazoa, Chordata, Actinopteri, Cypriniformes, Cyprinidae. Bases 296 to 1324 code for a protein of 342 amino acids.